This is a messenger RNA of Leucoraja erinaceus (little skate), 3018 nucleotides long. Its product is annotated as plastin-2-like. The transcript is spliced from 16 exons. Gene Ontology annotation, molecular function: calcium ion binding; actin filament binding. Gene Ontology annotation, cellular component: cytoplasm; actin filament; actin filament bundle. Gene Ontology annotation, biological process: actin filament network formation; actin filament bundle assembly. The record is from RefSeq and is a predicted model, not a curated record. Bases 195 to 2075 code for a protein of 626 amino acids. NCBI's taxonomy places the organism in Eukaryota, Metazoa, Chordata, Chondrichthyes, Rajiformes, Rajidae.
AAGGGUUGUUUUAUGAGGAAUGUUCAAGUAGUUCGAGUUUGUCGUCAUUGGAGUUUAGAAGAAUGAGAAGGAAUCAAUGAAACACAAGAUUCCGAAGGAGAUUGAAUGGGCGGAUGUGGAGAGAACAUUUAUCCUACUCGAAGAAAUCAAAAGUUACACGUACAGCUCACAGUGAUCAGAGAUAUUAAACGACAAUGGCAGUAACACGACAGAUCUCCACUGACGAACUGGAAGAACUUAAAGACGCAUUUUCAAAAAUUGAUAUUGACCAGUCUGGGUACAUUGAUGGCAGUGAACUCCAAAAUCUUUUUAAAGAAGCUAACCUACCUUUACCAGGCUUCAAAAUCCGUGAAAUAAAAGAAAAGUUUGCAGAAUCUGGAAAUCAGAAAGACAAAAUUAGUUUUGAAGACUUUCUUGAUCUUUUCUCUGGUUUGAAGAGCGAUGAAGUUGCCAAAACAUUCCGAAAGCAAAUCUUCAAGAAGGAGGGAAUCUGUGCAGUUCACGGAACUGAAAAGUCCAGUGAAGGAACUCAGCACUCAUAUUCAGAGGAAGAACGAUUUGCUUUCGUUAAUUGGAUCAAUAAGGCUUUGGAAAAGGAUCCAGAUUGUCAACAACUCAUUCCUAUGGAUGCCAACAGUGACACUGAACUUUUUGCUGCUGUUGGGAAUGGCAUUAUCCUAUGUAAAAUGAUCAAUCUCUCGGUGCCUGAUACCAUUGACGAGAGGACAAUUAACAAAAAGAAGCUCACCCCUUUCACUAUACAGGAAAACUUAAAUCUGGCUCUGAAUUCUGCUUCAGCAAUUGGGUGCCAUGUAGUUAAUAUUGGUGCUGAGGAUCUAAAAGAAGGAAAGCCGUACCUAGUGUUGGGCCUUCUGUGGCAGGUCAUUAAAAUCGGUCUUUUUGCAGACAUUGAAUUGAGCCGAAAUGAAGCACUGAUUGCACUGCUCCGUGAAGGUGAAAAUCUGGAGGACCUGAUGAAACUAUCCCCGGAGGAGCUGCUAUUACGAUGGGCCAACUACCACCUGGAAGGUGCCGGUUGCCAAAAAGUUAACAACUUCAGCAGUGAUAUUAAGGAUUCAAAAGCUUAUUUCCACCUUCUCAAUCAAAUUGCACCAAAAGGAGAAGAAGAGGGAGAAGCACCGAUUCCGGUUGACAUGUCUGGUAUCAAUGAAAAUGAUGAUCUGAAACGUGCCGAGUCUAUGCUGCAACAAGCUGACAAACUUGGCUGCAGACAGUUUGUCACACCAGCAGAUGUCGUCCGUGGAAACCCCAAGUUAAACUUGGCAUUCGUCGCCAAUCUUUUCAACAAAUAUCCAGCUCUUCGAAAGCCUGAGAAUCAGGACAUAGACUGGAGCCUCCUGGAAGGUGAAACAAGAGAGGAAAGGACUUUCAGAAACUGGAUGAACUCACUUGGUGUGACUCCUCGUGUGAACCAUUUGUACAGUGACCUGGAUGAUGCCUUAGUGAUUCUGCAGCUCUAUGAAAAGAUCAAGGUUCCUGUGGAUUGGAGUCGCGUGAAUAAGCCACCGUAUCCUAAACUGGGUGCCAACAUGAAGAAAUUGGAAAACUGUAAUUACGCAGUUCAAUUGGGAAAGGACAAAGCCAAGUUUUCACUUGUUGGCAUCGCAGGUCAGGACCUGAAUGAAGGCAAACACAUGCUAACCUUAGCUCUCUUGUGGCAAUUAAUGAGGAGGUAUACCUUGAACAUGCUGGAGGAGAUUGGUGAUGGUGAAAUGGUUAAUGAUGAUAUCAUUGUAAAAUGGGUGAAUCAGACUUUAGCAAACGCAGAAAAGAGCUCCACGAUUUCUAGCUUUAAGGAUAAAGAAAUUAGCACAAGUAUACCAGUACUCGAUUUGAUCGAUGCCAUUCAACCUGCAUCAAUUCGAUACGAUCUUGUGAAGACUGGAGACCUGACUGAUGAAGAGAAGCUUCAAAAUGCUAAGUAUGCCAUUUCAAUGGCAAGAAAGAUUGGAACGCGAGUUUACGCUCUUCCAGAAGAUCUAGUUGAAGUAAAACCAAAAAUGGUUAUGACUGUCUUCGCAUGUCUGAUGGGAAAAGGAAUGAAGAAAGCCUGAAGAAUUUGAGCCAAGUUAUAUUAUUUUCUCACAUAUUCCUACGCUGGAUGCAAUUUUUAAAUGCAGGACUUUGCUCAGAAAUUUAUUUUAUCUGGCUUUGCUAUUGCAGAAUAAAAUGAUAGAUGAAAAAUCCAAUUUCCCCAAGUAAUAUAUAAAAAUCUAAGGGCUUUCUAGAACACAGACGAAACCACAUUAAAAACUGCAAUGCGUACAUAUAAACCAAAGAGUUUGGACAAAAUAAAAAGCUUUUCCCAAAGCAGAAGCCAUUUAUCAUUUACAAAUGCAAUGAAAUAGUAUUUGGAGGGUUAAUUAUCGGGACCUAUAUAGUUGUCCUAGUGGUAUUUCCUUUACAUCCACACAGUGGCAUAGUCAAAUAAUGGAUUUUUACUGUCAAGAACAGUUGAUUUACAUUUUUUUAAAUCCCAAUCACAUUGUUAAUUCUGAGAUAACUUUCUCUAUCUUUUUAAUGAACAAUUAAUGUGCAAAUGCAGCAAGCUCAUUGUAAUUGGCAAGAUGUUCCGUGCAAGAUGCUGCUUUCCUGAGUCUAAUGGCAAACCAGUGUAAAUCAGUUACAUUGUGGUAAUUUAUAACUUCUGAGCUCUAUCUUCCCCACUGCAAGCUGCCGAUAGUUUUGUGCAAAAAAAAAAAAGAUACCUGGUGCCCAUUAAGACAUUUUUUCAACUAAAUUGAGAAGAGUAUAUAAUCAAGUCAAUGAAAUCUCACAUCAUAAGUUGCUACAAGAUAUAAUUAAUGCUUCUAAAUAAUUACUGGUAAUAGCCCUCAAAAAUAAGCUUGCCUGGAUGCUUACAGGAUGUUUAUUUUGUCAUUCCUUCUUAGAAUUAUUAAAAUGAUUGAUCAUUUGCAAGUUGAACUAUCUAAUGGAUGCCUCAAUAAACGGUCUCAUUUAUUGAAAGGAUUCAAUGAUGAAGACCAAAAUUACCAA